AUGUCAGGAGAGUUACCAAAAAUUGGUAAUAAGAGUUUGUUUACCACUUAUGUUGAAAAAAAGAAUGCAGAAGAAGAAGCUAUGAAAAUAAAAAAUAGAAUUGAUUAAAUUAGAUAAGAACGAGAGAAAAUACUAAAAAAAAUAUAGUCAGAAGAUUAAAAGGCUGAACAAAUUUAUAGACAUAGAUUAGAAUUACAGAUAAAAGUAUGAAAUUUUAAAAUUCAAUAUUUUAGAAAGAAGAGAAAAUAAGAUAAAAAGUAGAGGCUCCUUCACCUUUCUCAUUGAGUGUCUCAAGAGCUUAAAGAGAGACAUUGAAAAAAAUAAAGUCUGAAAUGUUAAUAAGGAAAAAAACUGAAGUGAAAGAAUUCAGGGAUUGGCAUAAACAUGAUCUUAAGGAAACAAAAUUAUAGAGAAGCAUGGAUCAGGAGACAUUUAGGAAUAAAGUUAUUUAAGGUAAAUGGGAGGAAAAGCAAUCUAACUUAAAUACAUUAAAUUAAUUGAAAGAUAGAAGAGAUAAGAUUAGAUAUGAUGUAGAAUUAGAAAAAGAUAAAGUUAUCAAAGAGAAAAUUGAUUAAGAUUAAAAAAUAAGAGAGUUAGAAUAAAUUGAAUAACAAGAAUUAUCCUAUUUACAGUAGACAAUAUAGAGAGAGAAUUAAACUAAGGAAAAAGUUAAUUUAGCUUAAAGUCUUCCUCCAAAAGAAUUUGAGGCUAAAUUUGUAAGUGGAUCAGCAAAAAGUAAAUAGCAAUAGGAAAGUUCUUGA
Paramecium pentaurelia is the source of this 761-nucleotide messenger RNA. The record is from the annotation of a GenBank genome assembly. NCBI's taxonomy places the organism in Eukaryota, Ciliophora, Oligohymenophorea, Peniculida, Parameciidae.